Tribolium madens (black flour beetle) is the source of this 14370-nucleotide messenger RNA. RefSeq names its product prolow-density lipoprotein receptor-related protein 1 (gene LRP1). NCBI's taxonomy places the organism in Eukaryota, Metazoa, Arthropoda, Insecta, Coleoptera, Tenebrionidae. Gene Ontology annotation, molecular function: protein binding; calcium ion binding. The record is from RefSeq and is a predicted model, not a curated record. The coding region runs from base 190 to 13989 and encodes 4599 amino acids. The transcript has 16 exons.
GAUACUCGGCGUGUUGUUCAUCGACCGUUUCGUCUUCAAACUUCGUCAAAUUGAAUGAAUUGUGAGAAAAACCGCGCAAAAUCCGCAAUUUCCUCUGAAACUGUCCGUUUGUGUGCAAUGACCAUUCACGAAAAUCGCUUUGUUCGGCGAUGUUGGUGAAAAAGUGAGCAAAUCCAGAGUGCCGGCACAAUGAGGUGCGAUUUUUUGCUGGGACUGUUGCUGGUCGUCUGGGGGGCCGAAGGGGGCACCACGAACGCGCCGGUGACCAAAACAGCAACCCCUUGUGAGGGCGAUCAGUUCCAAUGCUUCGACGGCGUCUGUAUUCCGUCCCAUUGGCGUUGCGACGGCCAACACGAUUGCGCCGACGGCACCGACGAGCCCUUCGAAUGCAUCCAGACGCAAACCUGCCGUCCAGAGCAAUUCCAAUGUGCCCUCACGCGAAAGUGCCUACCAUUGGGUUGGGUAUGCGACGAAGACCAAGAUUGUGGCACUUCAUCGACGCUGGGCGUCGACACCUCCGACGAGGAUCCCAGUCAAUGCCACAAAGAGAUCAAAUGUCCUUGGAACCAAGCCAAAUGCGGUUUCGGUCCCGAAUGUGUCCCAAUAAAAAAGUUUUGUGAUAAACAUCGGGACUGUGUCAACGGGGGCGACGAGUGGGACUUUUGCAGGAACUCUACGUUCAGUUGCGAUAAAUUAGUGUGCAGUUAUGGGUGCAGACCCACGGGGGAGGGCCCCAAGUGCUUCUGUCCCGAGGGACAACGUCCCGAAGGGACCCGAUGUGUGGAUGCCGACGAGUGCGAGUUGGACAACACUUGUGCGCAGGUGUGCAAGAAUACCAUUGGGGCGUUUGAGUGCUCGUGUGUCUCCGGUUAUGAGAAAAAUGGGACGGAUUGUGUCGCACUGAAUGUUCCUCCAGGUGUUGAAGCCUCGAUUGUCUUCUCAACGCAGGCGGAAAUCGCCCGUUUGAACCUCUCUGGUGCCCCCUGGUCGAGCAACUCCUCCCUCCACCUCCUCAACAGCACAGCAUUGGAGUUUGUUUUCAACAACCACUCAAUCUGCUAUGUCCAUCACAAUUUUUCUAAGGCGUCUCUUGUGUGUGUCAACAUCGAUGAUUUCUCACAAAAAACCGAAUUAAAAACUCAAUCCACUCUACUCGAGUUUGAAUCCGUCCAACAAAUGGCAAUGGAUUGGGUGUCUCGCAAUUGGUACUUUUUAGACGACCAAAGAGAAAUCUUCUUGGUUUGUUCCGAACGUCUUGAAUGGUGUAACAUUUUAAUCGAACACGAUUUGAGUAAACCCCGAGCUCUGGCUUUGGAUCCUACACGUGGGUACAUGUUUUUCACCAAGUGGGGGCACUCGCCYCCUAUGGUCGAGAGGUGCAAAAUGGACGGAAGCGAACGCAAAGCUAUAGUCAAUCAUAAAAUUGUGUAUCCGUAUGGUGUGACUGUUGAUUAUCCCACUCAACACAUWUACUGGGUUGAUACGUAUUUGGAUUUUGUUGAAAGAGUUGAUUAUGAUGGGAAACACAGGAAGACGGUAAUGAGGGGACUUAAAGUGCAAAAUCUAUACGGGAUUAGUGUUUUUCAAAGGAAAUUGUAUUUGUCCUCGUGGUAUAGCAACGAUAUUAUUGAGUUGGAUAAGUUUACCAUGAAGGAGAAGAUUCUGGUCCAGAAUAUUAGCAGGCCGUUUAAUGUUCUGGUGUACCAUCGACAGAGGCAACCAGUGGUUCCCCACCCUUGCAACUCUCACUCUGAAUGUUCCCACUUGUGUAUUUCCAACUGGAAGCGCGACAUAGCAGUUAAAAAGUGUCUCUGCGCUGCCGGUUACCAACCGAACGAGAACAACCAAUGUGUGGUCAAAUCAAGCCAAAGAUACCUUUUAUUGGCCAAAGGCAAACCAGCCUCAAUCAAAGGAAUCGAAUUAGACAGUAAUAAAGAAACAAUGAUUCCAAUCACUGGAAUCAACCAACCAAUGGCAAUAGAUUACGAUAUCAAAACCGGCAGUGUUAUCUAUUCCGACAGCCAUCGAAUGAUAAUCGAAAGUGCGAAAAUCGACGAUUCCUCACACAAAAACGUUUUCCAAAAGAACGUUCGUCGAUGCGACGGCUUGGCCGUCGAUUGGAUGUCACGCAACGUCUACUGGACUGACCAGGAAAUGGGGAGUAUUAGCGUCUUCAAGUUGGCCAACUCGUCCCAAAACCGGGUUUUACUACAAGAUGCUUUCUACAAUCCCUUAUCUAUAGUCCUCGAUCCGGGACGCGGAGUGAUGUAUUGGGCCGAUUGGUCGAGCAUUUUCCCCAAUAAAGGCCGAAUCCACGUUGUUAACAUGGAUGGAAAAAACUUAAAAGACUUCGUUGAGGUCAAUAUAGAUUGGCCGAGUGGUCUCACAAUUGAUUUCAUCGAGAAAAGACUGUAUUGGAGCGAUCGUCAUUUGCGUAAAAUCGAAAGUGUUGACUUUAACGGCAUUAAUAGAAGAGUCGAGUUGGCUAAAGGGAUGGAAACUCCRUUUGGAUUGGCCUUAGGGCCGGGAAAAACCUUCUACUUCACUGAAUUCACAAAAGGGACAGUCAUGUCGUAUAGUAACAAAACAGGGUUUCGWCAAUUGGACCAAAGCAAUCCCCCCAUUUUUGACAUUAAAGUUUAUGACACAACAGCACAAGAAGGUGAAAAUGAGUGUACGAGGAACAGUCCCGGGUGUCCCGAACUGUGUCUCCCCACUCCCUCGGGCCCUGUGUGUGAAUGCUCCACCGGGUAUAAAAUCGUCAARAARACUUGRGUUCGUGAAAGUAGUCCGAGUUUCACCAUUUGCGGCCCCCACGAUUUCCAAUGUAAAAACAUGAAGUGUAUUCCAUACCAGCAGACUUGUGACCAUAUCGACAACUGUGGGGACCAAUCAGAUGAAGCUUCAAGUCCUGAGGGGCCUUGCAAGGAGGUGAUUUGCGGCGUUAAUGAAAUGAAAUGRGAUAAUGGGACGUGCAUCUCCAAGUAUUGGGUUUGCGACGGGGAGCAAGAUUGCGUCGAUGGCAGCGACGAGGAGGAGAAACGGUGCUCGGAGGUGUGUUCAGCGGCACAAUUCAAGUGUGCUGUGUCGAAAAGGUGRAUUCCUUCCGUGUGGAAGUGCGAUAAUGUGGCCGAUUGUGGACCGGAGGAUUUCAGCGAUGAGGUCGAUUGUGUGAAAAAACAAUGRGAAGUMAAUGAAUUCACGUGUGRGAAUGGACGAUGUAUCUCACAAGUUUUGUAUUGUGACGGUUUUGAUGAUUGUAAAGACAGUUCAGAUGAAAUCAACUGUACGGAGUGUCAAGUCACUAAGGAGUUUUUCUGUCCCAGUAGUGCCACUUGUCUUCCAAAUAGCAAAAAAUGUGACGGACAGAUUGACUGUCAAGGGGGCUAUGAUGAGUAUGAUUGCAACGAGAAUAUCACUUGCAGUAAAAAGGAGUUCAAGUGUGCCAACAACUUGGAGUGUGUACCACUGUCUUAUGUUUGCGAUGGGGACCUCGACUGUCUCGACAACAGUGACGAGGAGCACUGCAACGCCACCACACACAAAAACUCCACUUCUUCCUCUCUGUUACCGACUUGUCACCACCCCUCCCGUCUUUGUGACAACAACACCAAAUGCAUCACAGUGGAACACCUAUGUGAUGAUAUAGCCYACUGCAAGGAUGGUUUCGACGAGGGGGCCCGAUGUUCGGAACGUCUUUGCGACAUCCGUCUCGAUUGCUCUCAUAACUGUCACAACGCCCCCGAAGGCUUGAUUUGUUCCUGUCCCCCUGGGUUGCAUCUACAACCCGAUAAGACCAACUGUGCAAAAACCCACCCCUGRGACGCGUGGGGCGUCUGUUCGCAGAAAUGCAUCGCAGUGGGGGAGAGAUUCAAAUGUGGGUGCUACAAGGGCUAUGUCUUGGAGUCUGAUCGGUUCACAUGCAAGAGCACAAAUGGGGCGACACCUUACGUUAUUUUCAGUAAUCGACARGAGUUGAAAGCCGUCGAGUUGAARACUUUUAAUGUCAAGUCGUUUAUUUCYAGUUUGAAGAAUACAAUUGCGUUGGAUUUUUAUUACACACAGAAUGCGAAUAUGGUGUUUUGGACUGAUGUUAUCGAUGAUAAGAUUUACAGAGGGACGGUGGUUGGGGGCUCGUUGAGUAACAUCGAGGUGGUGGUGCAAACGGGGCUGUCGACGGCUGAGGGCCUGGCGGUGGAUUGGAUUGGUGAGAAUCUCUAUUGGGUUGAGAGCAAUCUUGACCAAAUCGAGGUGGCGAAGCUCGAUGGUCGUUUCCGGCGUACGCUUGUCGCCGGCGAGAUGGAGAGCCCCCGUGCCGUGGCUGUGGACCCCCGCGACGGGUACCUCUUCUGGACCGAUUGGGAUAACAACGCCCCCAGGAUCGAGCGCUGCUCGCUGGCGGGGCUAGACCGCGAAAUAGUCGUCCGAGUGGACCGCAUCACCGACGCCGGAUGGCCCAAUGGUCUCACUCUCGACUACGUCCUCAGACGCAUUUAUUGGAUCGACGCCCGAUCGGAUUCCAUCCACACGACGAAAUACGACGGGAGUGAUCACCAUGAAGUGAUGAGACACCAUGAGACUCUUUCGCAUCCGUUCGCAAUCGCAUUGUUUGAAAACUAUGUUUAUUGGACGGAUUGGAGGACGAAUAGUGUGGUUAGAGCGAAUAAGUUUACAGGGGGCGAUGUUGCGGUGAUUCAAAGGACGUUAACGCAGCCGUUUGAUAUACAGAUUAUGCAUCCGGCGAGACAGCCGAGAGAUGGGCCCAAUCCAUGUGGGGUGAAUAAUGGGGGUUGCUCGCAUUUGUGUCUUUUGCACACGAAUCGGACGUAUAAGUGCGAUUGUCCCCAUGUUAUGAGGCUAAGUGCGGAUAAUAAGACUUGUGUGGUGAACGAACGCGUCCUGCUCAUAGCCCGCACGAGCGAAAUCCGCGGCGUGGACAUCCUCCAGCCCUACUACCACACAAUCCCGACCAUAAGCGCCCCCCAGGUCCUCAACCCCGUCCAACUGGAAUACCUCGCACGCAACAACACUCUCUACUGGGCCGAUUCCCAAAUCAGCGAAAUCAAACGCUCGGGCUUAACCACCGGCCCCAUCCAAACCCUCAUCGACACCGGCCUCAAAAACCCAUCAGGCCUCGCAAUCGACUGGCUAUCAAACUUAAUGUUCGUUUCCUCUCCUCAAGGAAUCACCGUCUCGAAUCUCGACGCCGAGUUUAUCACGACAAUAAUCGAUAGUUUGAACGUGUUAUCAGUCGCUGUGCAUCCUCGUCUCGGCCAACUGUUUUGGAUCGCGAUGACUAAUGAAACUUUCAUUGAGACGAGUGCCAUGGACGGGAGCAAGAGGAAGAAAAUCGUGACGGGGUUAAAAUCACACUCACAUAGUUUGUGCGUCGAUUUGCACUCGGAUAAGUUGUAUUGGGUCAGCGAGUUUGAGAUUUAUUUCAGUAAUUUGGACGGGAGAGAUGUCACCAAGUUGAAAUUACCACAUGUUUCGGUUCUUGCAGCGACAGUGUACCAAGACCAUGUGUAUUAUGCCGAUGAUGAUGACCAUACCAUCCACAUUGUGGAUAAAAUGACCGGUGGUAAUGACACAGUUUUGAGGAACAAUACGGGUAGUGUUUUUGCGUUGAGGAUUUACGACCCGAUGGAACAAAAAGGUUUUCAUCCGUGUUCCAAUUCGCAAUGUUCCGAUUUGUGUUUGCCCACUUCAGUGUCGAGUUUCCGGUGUCGGUGCGCCACUGGUUACCACACCGACCCCCACAACCCGAAUAAGUGUCUCGGAGUCGAGGAAUUCAUUUUUUAUUCAGUCAAUUGGGAGAUUCGCGGCUUAGCACUUGACGGUAACAACCAAACUGCCGUUUUGGGGCCCAUUUCUCGCAUUUCAAUGGCCACAGCGAUUGAUUUUGUUGCUGGAAGCGAUCUUUUGUUUUGGGCGGAUAGUGAUCGCGGUUCUAUUACAAGUAUCAAACGAGAUGGGACCCAACGACGCCAUAUAAUCGAGCCCACAGAGGCGAUGGAUAGUGUGCCUGUUGAUUGGUUAACAGGACUUGCGAUUGAUUGGAUCGCGGGGAAUAUGUACUGGUGUGAUUCGAAAAGGGGUGUGAUUGAAGUGGCGAGACUUGAUGGGAGUAAACAGCAUGUUUUGCUCGCGAAUGAGAUUGGYAAACCAACGUCGAUUGCUGUGGAUCCGGUGAGAGGAGUGAUGGUGUGGGCAGGGGGGCCCAGAUUGGAGAUUGCCACCAUGGAUGGGCGCAAUCGCAAGUUGUUGGUGAACAAUUCGUUGGCGAUUUUCGAUGUUACYCUGGAUUCGGAUCAGAGGAAGGUUUAUUUCUGCGAUGCGAGUAAGCAUACCAUUGAGGUGAUUGGGUAUGAUGGGAGUGGGCAUGAGGUGUUGUUGAAUACCACACUGGAGAAUCCCACAGCGGUGACGAUUUUGGACAAGAAACUCUAUUGGUUGGAUAAGACAUUUGAUAAGGGUAGCCUUCUCGAAGCCCCCUUAAGUAACCUAUCCAACUUCAAGGUUCUUCUCCGCGACGUGGGGGACUCCCUUAAAGACAUCCAAGUUUUCUCCAAACGUAAACAAACCGGAACCAAUCCUUGUGCUCUAAACAACGGCGGAUGCGAACAACUCUGUCUCUACAACGGAACACAUCCGGUUUGUGUCUGUUCUCAUGGAAAAAUCGCACCAAAUGGGAAAACUUGUGAAGCUUUUAAAACUUUUGUUAUGUAUUCGCGUGURGUGAGUAUUGACUCGAUCCAAAUGCUUGACGAUGAAAAUCUCCAAAAUGCSCCACARCCCAGUAUCAAGAACAACACACUUUUGAAAAARGCCAUUGGUUUGUCGUUUAGUUACAAACAUCAGCGCCUUUUCUAUUCUGAUAUACAAAAAGGGUCGAUAAAUGCAGUUUUCUACAAUGGGAGUGACCAUCGAAUUAUUGUUGAAGGUCAAGGAUCAGUCGAAGGUCUCGCUUAUGAACAAGUCCACAAUAUGCUCUACUGGACUUGUAAUAACCACGCAACCAUUAACCGAGUUAACCUAACCGAUCAAAUGACCAAUGCGAGUCAAGUCGAACAAAUCGUCCGGUUACGUUUGCAAGACAAACCACGUGGAAUUGUCGUUGACAGUUGCGGUGGUCGUGUGUAUUGGACCAAUUGGAAUUCGCAUCAGCCGAGUAUUGAACGUGUGUUCUUAUCCGGUUAUAACCUCGAGACGAUUAUCAAAACCGAUAUACGUAUGCCUAACGCGUUGACWCURGAUCARAAAGCACAGAAACUGUACUGGGGCGACGCCCGUCUUGAUAAAAUCGAACGGUGCGAAUAUGACGGUUCUAACCGAGUGGUUUUGGCCAAAGUCACUCCUCAACAUCCUUUCGCUUUGGCCGUCUACGGCGACUAUAUUUAUUGGACGGAUUGGAUGCUACAUGCGGUUCUACGUGCUGAUAAARUAACCGGUCAGAAUGUGGUUUGGUUAAGACGCGACGUUGCCAGACCUAUGGGUAUUGUAACAAUUGCUAACGACACCGAGGAUUGUUUCAAUAAUCCCUGCAAGAUUUUAAACGGCGGUUGUGAGGAAAUCUGUAGUUUGAAUGCGUCCGCUAUGGUGCAGUGUUCGUGUAUGGAUGGCCGGAUUUUAGCCGAGGACCGGAAGAGGUGUUAUAGUAAUACGAAAGCGUGUGAUCAGUACGAUAGUUUCCGGUGUUCGGAUGGCGGAUGUGUGCCAUUUAGACUCACAUGUGAUGGUAUAGCCCAUUGUUCGGACAAGUCGGAUGAAGAGCCGGGGUAUUGUGGGCACAGGACCUGUCUCCAGGGCUGGUUUCAGUGCAAUAAUAAACGAUGUGUCGAGAGGAAGGAGAAGUGUAAUGGGGUUGAUGAUUGCGGGGAUGCCAGUGAUGAGGAGAACUGCUCGUGCAGUGAGGAUGAGUAUUUCAAGUGCAACACCGGAGAGUGUAUCCAUAAGGUGUUGAGGUGUGAUAAUGAUCCYGAUUGUGAGGAUGCCAGCGAUGAGAUGGGUUGUGAGGUGCGGAAUUGCACGUUAGAUUUCCAUGACGGUAAUAUGAUCAAUUGCGAAAACACCACCGCUUGUAUUCACAAYGAGUGGUUUUGUGAUGGUGAAAAUGARUGUUGGGACUUGUCAGAUGAGAAAAAUUGUACAGGGCGUGAGAAACGUUGCGAUAUAUUACAAUUUCAGUGCUCUAAUGGCACUUGUAUCAGUCUCGAGGCGAGAUGUGAUGGAAAAGAUGACUGUCAUGAUGCRAAAUCGACGCGGGAUUUGAGUUCAGAUGAGGAAAAUUGUCGAGUUAUGGAAGGCCACUGUCAGAACGACCAAUUCAUGUGUGGCGACUCCAAUUGCAUUCCCCUUUCGUGGCACUGCAACGGUAUCCCCGACUGUCUAGACAACAGCGACGAAUACGACUGUCGUCACCAGUGCCGCAGCGAUCAGUUCAAAUGCGACAACAGCGAGUGUAUCCCUUUGAGUUGGCAAUGCGACGGRCAUCCCGAUUGCAUGGACCAAUCCGAUGAGAGCAAACACUGCCAACUUCGCGAAUGCGACAACGGCGACUUCCGAUGCAACAGCACCGGUCGWUGUAUCUCCCGUUUGUGGCUAUGCGACGGCGAGGCUGAUUGUCUCGACGGUGCUGAUGAACACAAGGAUCAAGGAUGCGGUGUUUGCACCUCCGAGCAUUUUCAAUGCACGAACGGCGUUUGUAUCAACAAAAUGUAUUACUGCGACGGCGAUAAAGACUGCAAUGAUGGGAGUGAUGAGCCCCCCGAGUGUCAUAAAACGUGCACUUCGGACGAGUUCGCAUGCAACAACGGAAAAUGUAUCAUGGAUUUGUUGAAAUGUGACGGGAAUGAUGAUUGUGGGGAUGGGAGCGACGAAGGGAAGGAUUGUCACAACGAAGGGGAUUAUUGCAAGGGCAAAGGGUGGUUCCAUUGCGGGAAUGGGGUUUGUAUCAAUGAUACGUUGUUGUGCAACGGCGAGAAUAACUGUGGGGAUUACAGCGACGAGACGAAAUGUCGCAUCAACGAAUGUACGGCUCAACCACCGCCCUGUUCGCAAAAAUGUGUCGAUAAACCGAUCGGUUACGAAUGUCAGUGUUACACCGGUUACCAAACCAGUAGCAAAGACAGUCACUUGUGUGAAGACAUUGAUGAAUGUCACUCAAGACCUUGUAGUCAACUCUGUCGCAACACUAGAGGCUCCUUCCAUUGCAGUUGUGCUCCAGGUUACAUUCUCCACCCUGAUGGAAGAACCUGCGGUUCAAACUCAAACAUUCCGGUUACACUGAUCCUCGCUAACCGUUACUACAUCCGUGAAAUUGAUUUAACCGGCCAAUCAACUCUUUUGGCUCACAAUCUCACCAAUGCCGUAGCUUUAGACUAUGAUUGGAGCACGAAAUGUAUCUAUUGGUCGGAUGUGACCCAAUUAGGGAGUUCCAUUAAGCGAUUGUGCGAUUAUAAGAAUAGUUCAAGUGAGAUUGAGGUGUUGCAUUCACCGACGUUGCAAAAUCCAGAUGGUUUAGCCGUUGAUUGGGUUGGGAGGAACCUCUACUGGUGUGAUAAAGGUUUGGAUACGUUGGAAGUCUCCUCUUUGGAUGGCCGUUUCCGGCGCGUGCUCAUCUCUAAAGGGCUUGAGGAGCCCCGUGCCGUGGCUUUGGACCCUAUGCGGGGCUACCUCUACUGGACCGAUUGGGGCACCCAUGCCCAUAUUGGUAAAGCCGGAAUGGACGGCUCCCAGCAACAAAUCAUUGUCAAUUCGAGUCUUGGUUGGCCCAAUGCCCUCACCAUCUCCUACGAAACCAAAGAACUCUUCUGGGCCGAUGCUCGGGAGGAUUAUAUCGCAGUUUCAGACCUUGAUGGUCAUAACAUCCAUCGGAUUAUGAGUCGCGAGAAAAACCACUAUUUGCAACUCCACCACGUGUUUGCUAUCGAUAUUUGGGAAGAUUAUAUCUACUGGACGGAUUGGGAGACUAAAUCAGUCGAAAGGUGUCAUAAAUACACUGGGGAUAACUGCACGAGGAUCAUGACGACGGUGCACCGACCUAUGGAUAUCCGUGUUGUUCAUCCAUUGAAACAACCCAAGAUUAAAAAUCCCUGCGAGAAGGCAAAUUGUUCGGCUUUGUGUCUCUUAACGCCASAAGAGCCGUUCUACAAGUGUGUCUGUCCAGAGAAUUACGUUUUGAAGGAGGAUGGGAAGAGUUGUGAGGCGAAUUGCACAUCGGCUCAUUUCGAAUGCAAGAAAAGUUAUAAAUGUAUACCGUUUUGGUGGAAAUGUGAUACGCAGGAUGAUUGUGGAGAUGGGAGUGAUGAACCGAGUGAUUGUCGGCCGUUUAAGUGUAUGCCAGGACAAUAUCAGUGCGAUAAUGGGCAUUGUACACAUCCAUCGGAUUUGUGUAAUGGGAAUGAUGAUUGUGGUGAUAAGUCAGAUGAAAAGGAUUGCGAGCAUUACACGUGUUUGAAUACGCAGUUUAGGUGUCCAGGGAAUGGCACAAUCGCCCCCAGAUGCAUCCCGUCGAAAUUCCGUUGCAACAAACACGUGGACUGCCCCUUGGGCGAGGACGAAUCCGAUUGCCCACCGGCCACUUGCCCCCCUAACCAAUUCAAAUGCGCCAAUGAUAAAUGCAUUCCAGCGGUGUGGGURUGCGACACCGACAACGACUGUGGCGACAACUCCGACGAGCAGCAGGACUGCCAAUCGCGCACUUGUUCCCCCCAACACUACCGUUGCAGUUCCGGUCGUUGCAUCCCCAUGUCGUGGCGUUGCGACGGCGACCCCGACUGCGCCAACAACGAAGACGAGCCGUCUUCCUGCAGCCAACCCGAAUUCCACACCUGCGAGCCCACCUAUUUCAAGUGCAAAAACAACAAGUGCAUCCCCGGACGCUGGCGAUGCGAUUACGAUAACGACUGCGGCGAUAGUUCGGAUGAGAUCGAGUGCGUUCCUCGGAACUGCUCGGAGUCGGAGUUUCGGUGCGGCGACGGCAGGUGUAUUCGGGGGUCGCAGAAGUGCGACGGCGAGUUUCAAUGCGAGGAUCGGUCAGAUGAGGCCAAUUGUCACACACAUUGCAAGAAAAACGAGUUUCAGUGUGUCAAUCCUCAAGUUUGUAUUUAUUUGGAYUGGAAGUGUGACGGCGAAGCGGAUUGUUCGGAUGGGUCAGACGAGGCGAAUUGUAGCGAUACUUGCCCAGAUAAUGGGUUUAAAUGUCACAAUGGGCUUUGCAUCAACGAGGAUUGGCGAUGUGAUGGGCAAAAAGAUUGCGAGGAUGGGUCAGAUGAGAUGUUUUGUUCGUUGGUUGGGUGUCUCCCGGGACGGUUCCGUUGCAAGAACCAUACUUGUGUCCCGGUGAGUUUCCUGUGUGAUGGGCACGACCAAUGCGAGGAUGGGAGUGAUGAAGACCCCCAUAUUUGUCACCGGUUUAAUCUCUGUCCUCCCGAUCAAUUCACCUGCAAAAACGGACAUUGUAUCAAAAACUCCCUACGUUGUGAUGGUAGAAACGACUGUAGUGAUAACAGCGAUGAAGAAAACUGUAAUAAUGCGACUUGUAAAUGGAACACUUGUUCGCAAAUCUGCAUCGAAGCGAAACACAACACUCCAGUGUGUAAAUGCCUUCCGGGGUAUACCCACCUCAAAGGGGGCGUGUGCAUCGCUGAUGGUGAUUGGGCCAAUCUUGUGCUUGUCUCUGAGGCCGAAUUGCGUCUCAUGUCGCCGUAUAAACCCGGUGAUAGUAACAAACUACGCAGUAAGACACUCGCGACAGCCCCCGGAUACAAAGUCGACGCCGUUGAUAUUCUCUACGAUAAGAAAGAGUCAAUUGCGUUCUGGACCGACCACCAAAAUAAACGCAUCCAAAGUGUGGUUUUGCGAUUGAAUGAGAGUCGCACACGACGUGAUUCAGAUGUGAGGACUGUUACGAGUGGUUUGCAUGAUCCCAGAGGGAUUAGUGUGGAUUGGGUGGCGAGACGGUUGUAUGUCACGGAUGGGAUUAGGAUUUUGGUGUCGACGAUCGACGGAUUGUAUGUUUAUACACUGUUGAAGGGGGAGAUGAAGCAGCCGAGGGAUAUAGUUGUGGUGCCACAGGAUGGAGUGUUGUUUUGGACGGAUUGGGGGCCGCCGGCGAGGAUUGAGACUGCGCAUAUGGACGGGAAUAAGAGGAGGGUGUUGGUGAAUAGCGCGAUUUUGUAUCCGACGGGAUUGGCGGUGGAUUAUACCACGAGGAGGUUGUAUUGGGCCGAUCCGAAGACGAUGACAGUGGAGACGGUCAAGUUUGAUGGGUCGGAUAGGCAUGUCGUGAAGCAUUUCGGGAAAGAGAUGAAACCAUACAAGAUUGAAGUCUUCGAAAAUUACCUUUUUGUCACCACUUACCAGAAACAUGAUGUCUUGCGUUUGAAUAAAUUCGGUAAUGGAAACAUCACUCAUUUAUCCCAAGGUUUAACGCGAAUCGCUGACAUUCUUAUACUCCACGAACAAAAACAAGAUCAAACAGUCAACAAUACUUGCAUCGAUUUUUGCCACCAUACAGAAUUCUGUUUAUUGAGUCCAAAUACAGCAACCUGUACUUGCGCCGAUGGUUAUGUUAAAGAUAAUUUGACUUGUAAAGCGAUUGCCAGUCGUACCCCUAAUUGCCCCCUCAAUUGCAACAGUGGCACUUGUAAAAUCGUCCAAGGCCAAAACCCUAAAUGUUUCUGUCCUGCACAAUACACCGGUCCCCGUUGUGAGCAUUUCCGGUGCUCCCAAUACUGCAAAAACAAAGGAAUGUGCUACGUUGAUUUGGCAGCCCCCCAAUCCCCCGACUCUCUCCCCCCAUUGCGGUGUAACUGCGCCCCGCAAUGGACCGGCGAACGUUGCGAAACUCCUGUCAAUCUCUGCGAAGGCCGCUGUUACAACGGUGGCACUUGUUURACCCCYAAACCGGAAAUGCCCGUCUGUAACUGUCCCUCGGGAUUCACCGGUUCACGAUGUCAGAAUUGUGCACAAUUAGUCUGUCAAAAUGGCGGCGUUUGUGUCAAAGAUAAUUGCAAAUGUCCGGUGGGGUACAGUGGACGCCAUUGCGAGAUUUCCUUCUGUGGCAAAAACGGAAAACCGAUAACGACAUCAUCGGGAUUGAAAUGUAGUUGUCUGCCUGGUUUCAGUGGGGACAAAUGUGAYCAAGAUCGGUGUUACCAACAUUGCCAAAAUGGCGGAACUUGUCGAAUGGGGAUGAAACAACCCGAAUGUGAUUGUCCGCAAUUUUUCGAAGGGAGGCGAUGCGAGAUUGAUUUAUGCYCCGUCCMMGAGCCCCCGAAAGGGUGCACGGAGAGAUGCGUCUGUGAUAAUGGGGGCACGUGUGUGAUUAUGAACGGCAGGCCGGUGUGUAAGUGUGAGAGGCCGUGGGGUGGGACUAAGUGUGAGAUAUAUGUUGGCAAUGCUGAUACGUGUACCGAUUUGUGUCAAAAUGGGGGAAUUUGUCAGAUUUUGUCCCCACAUGUCGACCCCAUUUGUCAAUGUCCCCAAUCGUGGACGGGGCCCCGUUGUAAUCAACUCGCCGUCUGUGCUAAUUAUUGCAAAAAUGGGGGCACUUGUGACGUCAGUGAUGGAUUGCCUUAUUGUCAAUGUCCCUCGGAUUUCAGCGGAGUUAAAUGCGAUUUAUUGGUGAAAUUAGACGGGGCUGUUGCCCAUAAAGAUGUAGGAAGGGGGGUUGUAGUUCCAGUUAUUGCUGCAAUCGUGGUUGUUAUUGUGAUUUUGGUUGUGUUCCUCGCUUUUGAUUAUUUCUACAGGAAGAGACAGUCGUUUUCGCAUGAAAGACUACAAGAGAAUGAUUUUAAUAAUCCGAUGUAUCAAGAUAGGGACGCGGAACCGUUCACUUUGGACGCUGAUAAGUCUGGCAAUUUUGCCAACCCCGUWUACGAAUCGGUCUACAACGGCACCGGAAGUGGGCGUGGCGAGGAGAAGGCCGUCCUUUUGCAYCAUCCGGCCGAUGAGGCCCCGACACCAGUCCCUGAGGAGAUCUAGUGACAUAUCUCAUAAUGCGUAUUUAGUUUUAUUUUCAAUUGCUGUGAAUUGUGCCAUUUAUUUAAAAAUAUUCGGCAGCUGUAUAUUAUAGCUGUACAUAUUAUUAAGUAAUUAUCUGAUGUAUUUCUUUGAUAUUGUUGUUGUUACAUAAAAUCUUGCCCGAUGGUGUUUAUACGAACAGAAAUAACGUCCUUGUACAUAAGAAAACAAUAAUUAUGUGACUGAUAAAUGAUAUAUUUUUAUGUAUUGAAGAUAUAUUGACAGCUUGYUUGUGCAAGAACAAAAUAUUGUGCUCAAUACUCAGAAUGUUUGUAUAUUUUGAUUCUCUAUAAGUGUAUUGUAGUUUCUUUUUAUGUCAGAUUUUAUAAAAAUGACACGAAA